AUGUUCAAUCCAUACAAGACCAAAAAUUUAGAUCCUAGUGUAGGAUUUACUCCCCGUCGAACUAGUGGAUUUCUUAGUACACCACAGAAGAAACUGGUUCUCUAUAUUGUUGCACUGCUAAUAAUUGGUGGUAUUAUUCUAACAAGUAUUAAUAUGAAUUCUGAUUCAGAUGAUACCAUUUUGGUGCGAAAGAACCCUAAAAGACCACUCACUGAAGACCCAUUACUGGAUAGUAACGAUGAUGACCUUUUCGCUUAUCCUGGCGAAAAUGAUGACAAGGACGCUGAUUUAGAUUAA
Magnusiomyces paraingens is the source of this 297-nucleotide messenger RNA. RefSeq lists its product as uncharacterized. The record is from RefSeq and is a predicted model, not a curated record. The coding region runs from base 1 to 297 and encodes 98 amino acids. Lineage: Eukaryota; Fungi; Ascomycota; Dipodascomycetes; Dipodascales; Dipodascaceae. The transcript has a single exon.